Molecule: messenger RNA, 531 nt
Organism: Diceros bicornis minor
Lineage: Eukaryota; Metazoa; Chordata; Mammalia; Perissodactyla; Rhinocerotidae
Product: parathymosin-like
Exons: 2
Coding region: 48-530 (160 amino acids)
Source: RefSeq, a predicted model, not a curated record
CCGAUCGCUGCUCAGGUCCAGGCACGGACCGGGGCGUCCCUUCUGCCAUGUCUGCCCCAGAAGAGCGAGAUCCAGCCCAAGGCGGCCAGGAUCGAGCUGACGGCGGGGCGGACUGCGACCCCAGACUCUUCGGGGUCCCGGUGGUUCCUGCAGAAGGAUCAGAUCCAAUUGUGAGUGUCGCAGCCUUUCUGGUUUCCCAGACGGUCACACGAGCCCUGCAGGAGAUAGAGGGUGGGGAAGAGGCCGCCCAGCCCGCAGUCGAGGAGGAUGGAGACAUCUGGUCAGCAGAGCAGGAGGAGGACAUGGAGGCGGGACGGGAGGAGGAAGAGGACCAGGACUACGAAGGCGAGGAGGAGGAAGAUGAGGAUGAACCGGGAGACCACGCUGAGGAGCGAGUGAAUAUCAGUAUGAAAACUGGUGACGAGGCCCAAGAAACUGAAGGUGAGGAGAAGAAAGCGGAAGGGGUCAGAAAUGAAGAACCAGAAAAAGGACCUGAAAAUGAUCUGGAUCCAGAAGAUCGCAGUCUCUGAG